Fusarium proliferatum ET1 is the source of this 735-nucleotide messenger RNA. RefSeq lists its product as uncharacterized. The coding region runs from base 1 to 735 and encodes 244 amino acids. Gene Ontology annotation, molecular function: phosphatidylcholine lysophospholipase A1 activity. The transcript has a single exon. The record is from RefSeq and is a predicted model, not a curated record. Lineage: Eukaryota; Fungi; Ascomycota; Sordariomycetes; Hypocreales; Nectriaceae.
AUGCAUUCUGCGAUUUGGAAUACACUUACCUUUUUGGCGGUGCUUAUGGCAACGUCCAUUUCACCGGCCGUUGCUCUUCCCAACAUCCGAGUUCUGCCAUUAGGCGACUCCAUCACAAAAGGUACUGGCUCAACAGGCUUAGUUGGAUACCGUCUCCCAUUGCGACAAAAGAUUUUAAAGCAAGGCGUCAAAGUCAACAUGGUUGGUACACUGAAGAACGGCAACAUGGUAGAUGGACACCACGAGGGUCAUAGUGGGAAAAUGCUAGCCGACAUCAAUGGCUACUGGCAAAAGCCAAUCCAGGCUCGUCCUAACGUCGUUCUCAUCCACGCCGGCACAAACAACAUGGACCAAGGAAAAGAUCUCGAUAUCGCAGCAUCCAUUCUCGCAGAUAUCGUCGACGGGAUCUUCAAAGUCGCACCAGAUGUCACCAUCUGUCUCGCACCAGUGAUUUGGGCCAACGAUAAGAAGAUGCAAGCAAACACAGAUAAAUUCAAUCCACAAGUACGGUCACUUAUCUCAGCAAGGCAAAAGAAGGGAAAGCAUAUUCUUGAGGUGCCUAUCGAUAUCAAAAAGGAAGAUCUUGGCGAUUCCAAACAUCCGAAUGAUGAUGGUUAUGAGAAGAUGGCGAAUGCUUGGUUGAAGGCGAUUUUAGAGGCUGAUAAGAAGGGUUGGUUGAAGAUGCCUAUUAAGAUGAGUCCUGAAGAUGCACCGGGAACUGGGCUUGGAGCGUGA